AACUAAGCUGGCGCUCAUUAGCCUGCAUGAAGUAACACAUGGUGGCAGUUUACGAGGCAGACUGCCUAAAUCUGGAAGCAAUCUGCCUUCUAAGGCAGACUACGUGAAUGAAUGAUCAGCUUUCAUGGGAGAGCGAAACAAUGUCAGGAUAAAUUUGGAUAGGGUGAGAUGCAGCGGUGACGGCACAAUAUAUGCCCAUGACCAAUUUUUGAUAAUCUGCCUUGCAGAGCCUCUCAAGGCUUUCACAGAAAAUCUGGUAUAUUGUCAGAAGAGUUCCGCUUUCUCCCACGGUCAAUAUUAGCGAUCAAUUCGAUAGUCAAUCUAACUACACACCGGAAUCGCACUGUGAUACAAUCAUUCACUAUUCACGAUGCCAAGGACCUCAGGACUCACUGAAUCGAUUAGUUCGACGACCGAUUACACCGAUAGAAAACCCAAACGAACAAACAGCUGGGAGACGAGGAAUGCGAUUGUCUAUGAUGUAUCCGCACAAAAAUUAUCAAAGACAGAGCGUAAAUCCAUCGAAGGUAUGUAUUCAGUUUCGUUCAGAGAAGUGUUUACUGAUAUUACAUCAGCCGAUCAUACUCGUAUCAAGAUUCCCAAACGCUCUCUAAGCCCUUUACGGAAGGACAAUGUUCGCAUUACCAUGCCAUUGAACUCAACAGCAGGGUCGGAUAUUCUUGCAGAAGUCAAGUUGAGCAGUCUUGGAUUGAAAGUCGCAUUUGAGCGGUAUCGGGGUAAUAUCGACGAGAUUUGGAUAAAGGGUAUUCCACAAUACGCGCUUUGAAGAAGUUGAGAACAUGUAAACAGCAAUUGGGCAUUUGGAAGAUAUAUGAGGACAUCUCCCGAUGUAUUCGAGUGCCGUGUAUUACCAUUUUUAGCGCUUCGAACUAAGGCGGAUGUUGGGACUUUGCCUGGCGCACUAGACACUUUGAUUUUUUGACAUUAUGGAUUCAUCAAGUUUAUCAAGACAUGAA
Sclerotinia trifoliorum is the source of this 977-nucleotide messenger RNA. The record is from the annotation of a GenBank genome assembly. Lineage: Eukaryota; Fungi; Ascomycota; Leotiomycetes; Helotiales; Sclerotiniaceae.